Parascedosporium putredinis is the source of this 1506-nucleotide messenger RNA. NCBI's taxonomy places the organism in Eukaryota, Fungi, Ascomycota, Sordariomycetes, Microascales, Microascaceae. The record is from the annotation of a GenBank genome assembly.
AUGGAGGGCACUUCUCCUGGACCGGACCCCAUCUCCGACUCGGAAAAGUCGAAGAAGAGGAAAUCCACGGUCGAAGAAAUCGAAGUCGACGUUAAUGCGCCCGAGCCUCCCUCUAAAAGGGCGCGACGUGCGCUCAAGAAGGGAAAGAAGCUGCCGUCCAAGGGCGCAACAAGCGACGCCGACGGAGACGAAGAGGGUACAAAGGAGGGAGGGGACAAGGCAAAGCGAUCCGAGCAUGGUGUCUGGAUAGGAAACCUACCCUUUACCGUCACCCCAUCCGAGCUCAAGACAUGGCUAGUUGAUAACUCGGGCGGUGUGAUCCUCGACGAGACAAUCACCAGGAUAAAACUACCUACGAGCAAGGACAAGGCGAAACAGAAAGGGGAUACCGAACAACCGAUGAACAAGGGCUUUGCCUAUGUCGAUUUCAACGGAAUUGGCCCGCAGAUGGCCGCCAUUGCGUUAUCCGAGAACCUACUAGGCUACCGAAAACUUCUCAUCAAGAGCUCUACAUCAUUUGAGGGGCGUCCAAAGGCCGAGAAGGCGGACGCUGCCGAGACCGACGCGGCGACCCAGGCCGAGUUGGCCAAGAACAUGAAUCGCAAGGUCUUUGUCGGCAACCUUGGAUUCGCUAUCAACGAGGAUGAUUUAUGGAGCCACUUUGAAAAGUGCGGCGAGAUUGAAUGGGCCAAGGUGGCGACAUUCCAGGAUACUGGCAAGUGCAAGGGCUUCGGCUGGGUCAAGUUCAAAACCCCCGAGGGCGCCGCAUGGGCUGCCAAGGGCUUCGUCAAGAUCAAGGAAGAGAUCUUGACGGAGGAAGACUUCCAAGAACCAGACGGAGACCAGGAUGCCGGAGCUGACGACACGCAAAAGAGAGGAAGUACAAGACGAGGAAAUGGUGGACUCGAAAAGGCCCUAGAGAUCGUCCGUUCCGGGCCCGACGCUUCCGCAGUGACCUUCACCGUGCUAAUCCGGCCCUUCCAGCUGGACCCGUCCUUCUCCUCGGAACCAGUCUCCAAGCAGGCGCGGUACAAGGAAAAGUUUGGCGACCAGUGGCCCGCGCUCGAGGCCCGCAUGGCCGUCGUCGGCGCGGGCGACGGCAUCGCCUUUCGCUACGGCGGCGUCAUGGCCAACACCUUACCCGCGCACCGCGUCCUGCAGCGCGUGCAAGCCGAAAAGGGACCCGAGGCGGCGUGGUCCGUCUUGGGACACCUCUACAGGCGCUAUUUCGAGGAGGAACAGCACCCCAGCUCGCCCGAGACCCUCGAGGCUUCCUGCGCCGAGGCGGGGCUAGACGAGGCGUACGUGGCGGACUUGGUGCGGGGAGAUGCCGGCAAAGGGCUGGAAGAUGUAAAGAGGGAUUUGGUGGCGCAGAGGCUAGAGGGCAUCUCGGCGGUGCCGCAUGUGGUGCUGGAGGGUAAGAGGCGGGAUUUGAAGUUGGUUGGCGCAAGGGAGGUCGAGGAGUACGUAAAGGCGCUUCAGGCCAUUAUCAAGGAAAGCAAGUAG